This is a messenger RNA of Clonostachys solani, 1008 nucleotides long. The record is from the annotation of a GenBank genome assembly. Lineage: Eukaryota; Fungi; Ascomycota; Sordariomycetes; Hypocreales; Bionectriaceae.
AUGGCUGACCCAUCUUACUUAGGCCUCCCAACACCUUCCAAAGGCCAAAGAAACAAGGAUGAAGGCAUCAUCAACCGGGGAAGAGAACACAAAGGACUCACAAGCAGCUUCUCAUCCAAUCUCGGACAACGAACACCCGCACAGCCAUGCCGCGAGCCAAAGGCCAAGGCCGGGGCUAAUGGUUUUGUGAAAGCACUAGUUGCCAGACUAGAGUCUUCUGAUGACAUUUCGACCAUGUCGUCGAUGUCUAACUUAUCUGCCGACAGCACCUCACCCAAAAGAAAGCAACCAACCAGUCCUGUGUCGUCAACAUCACCAGAUUCCUCGUACCAAAAGUCUUCCAAUAUCCCACAAGCAGCGCCUGGCGUUGAAGGGUAUUCUUUAACACUACUCAAGUAUCAGCAGUAUUUUGCCGCUGACAAACCGCUUUGUCGUUGCCUUGACGAACAAGAGGCCGGCUCAGACUCUUCCAAGACCCGUGUCGUUUUUAGAAGCAGCGGAGACAAAACACCGCUGCCUGAAGGCUUGGAGAAAAUAUUGAGAGGUCCAGAGAAGCCGAGCCAGGAAGCUCAACCGCAACCCAAACGUGGCGAAGCGGCCACCUCACAGAACGCUAAUCACCACGGCACGGGAGGAACCCAAACCAACACUGAGGAUAUACAGCCUCGGGACGGCAACACCAACCAGAGAGAUCCCGAUGAGGUCAAGGCCUUUUGGAACCAUGUUCGAGAAUAUCUGGCGCCAUCCGAUGACGAGCUAGAUGAGCCCGAGGCUCCGUGCAAGAGUCGCGGUGACAAGAGACAUGGCCGCAACAACAGAGAAGCCGCCUCGUCUCUCUCGCCGCACCGCAAAGCAAACUCCGCACCAAACGUAGCUGUCGGGGGUUAUUUCAGCCCUCAGAGACGGGUACGGUUCCUCUCAGUAGAGGAGAAGAUGAUGGAAAUCGAUGAAUUUUUCGGUAUUGAAGAUAACAACAACAAAAUCAACGAGACCAGCUUUCGAAGAUGA